AUGACACAAAAUGCAAUCGCUGGAGCGAUGGCAGGAAUCGGUGAGCAUUGUAUCAUGUAUCCUGUCGACAGUAUACGUACAAGAAUGCAAGUACUCUCUGCUGCAGAGUUAAAUACUGCGGUUAAGAACGCGUCUAAACAAUAUUUACGUGGACAACAACGUCAUUUAUGGAAAGGGGUAUAUUCUGUGGUGGUAGGGGCUGGCCCUGCUCAUGCGAUACACUUUGCAACUUACGAAUUCUGUAAAGAAAAGUUCAAUCGAUUUUUCGAUCAACAACUUAAUUUGAAAAGCCCCAGUGACAACAAUAAAUCAAUUGUGAUAUCUCCACAACUGCUGGCUUCAGGAACUGCAGGCGCUAUUGCUACUUUUGCCCAUGAUGGUCUCAUGACGCCCUUUGAUGUUAUAAAGCAAAGGAUGCAAAUGCGCGAUUCAGUAUACCGAUCUGUGCGCGAGUGCGCAAAAACAGUAUAUCGCACCGAAGGAUUGAAAGCAUUCUAUAUUAGUUUCCCAACAACAGUAUCAAUGUCAAUACCAUUUCAAUCUGUUCAAUUUGCUACCUAUGAAUAUUGUAGGACAUUGCUAGAUCCAGAAGGAACAUACAACCCGAAAGCACAUAUGUUAGCAGGUGCUAUUGCAGGCGCGGUGGCGUCGUCAGUAACAACGCCAUUAGAUGUGGUCAAAACACUGUUACAAACAAAAGGGUCUUCGAAUGACGCUCAAAUCAAAAACACCAGCGGGUUUAAAGAGGCAGUUUCAAUUAUUUACAGCAGACAUGGAGUGAAAGGAUUCUUUAGAGGAUUUAAGCCACGUGUGCUGACCAACAUGCCUAGUACAGCCAUCAGUUGGAGUGUAUACGAAUAUUUCAAAUGGUUUCUAGCAAGCAAAUGA
Molecule: messenger RNA, 888 nt
Organism: Mycotypha africana
Lineage: Eukaryota; Fungi; Mucoromycota; Mucoromycetes; Mucorales; Mycotyphaceae
Product: mitochondrial carrier domain-containing protein
Exons: 3
Coding region: 1-888 (295 amino acids)
Biological process (GO): iron import into the mitochondrion
Cellular component (GO): mitochondrial membrane
Molecular function (GO): ferrous iron transmembrane transporter activity
Source: RefSeq, a predicted model, not a curated record